UCAUAUUAAAAUCACCCUUUUAUGCUUUGUUUAAGCCUUUUGGGUGGUUAUAGGAGCAACAUAAAGGUGAACAGCUAUAGAUAAUUUUAACUCUUGUGAAAAAGACACAAAAGAAAAGGUUAACUAAGAAAAUUUGGUCUCCUCUUUCUGGUCUUUUCAUCCUCUAUAUUCAACACAUCUAACAAACAUUAUCAUCAAUGGUCUAUUCUUUAUUUAUUAAUUUCAAACAACACUCUUUUUUCUCAAUUUUUCAUCAUAGAAUUUCAGGUACAUUCACAUUUGGUUGCUAUUAAAUAUUAUUACUUUUAUUAUUUAAUAAGAUAUGUGUUUUUAUACAUGUUCAUACCUUAAAGGUCUUUCUUCUAUAAUCUAAAGGUGUGACCUUAGAAGUAUUUGUUUGACAAGAAAAUUCUCUCUUCUUACUCUUUCUUCUCUCAGAGCCUUCCAGCUUCUUUCCUUAUAAAGUUAUCCAAAAUUUCUUCCAUUUAUUUAUAUUUAGAAAAAACAUAAUUUGUUGUCUGUUUUUUAACCAAAUUCUCAAUUGGGUAUUCUUCAAUUUUUUGUAUAUAGUUCCUGAGAUUGUUGUUUGUCCUCAAUAUCUUAUUUUUAUGUAAUAUAAAGUUUGAUUUUUAGUGGGUAUUUUGCAUUCAAAAGUUUCUUUCUUGGUGCUCAUAAUUUGAUUUUGUUGCAUCUUUGAUCUUAGAACAUAGCAAAUUUAGGAAAUACUAUAUUUUUUUGAUCUGGGUCUUACUGAUUCCUAUUUUUCUUGCAUUUUAUUGACAAAAUCUCAAUUGGGUUUAUUCAAAUUUUCAAUUUUGUUUAUGGGAUUAUCAAUUUAUCAAUAGUAUUGUAUGAAAGUUGUUUUCUUGGAGAGGUUUCUUAUAGAAAUAUCAAAAAUGAACUGUUUUUCUUUCAAGAAAAAGAGUUACAAACAAAAUAAAGCAAAUUCAGCCCCUGAAUUGAGGAAACAAACUACAGCAAAUACUCCAGAAAAUAGGGUAUCAAAAUCUGCAAAUUCAGCUUCAUCAUCAAGAAGUAUUCCAGAAUUGUACAAGGAAAGGCAGCAUAAUUUGAGGGUUUUUACUUAUGAGGAGCUUGCAGAAGCUACUAAUGGAUUCAAUAAGCUGUUAAAGAUUGGAGAGGGUGGUUUUGGGAGUGUUUAUAAAGGUACACUUAAGCCUCUAAAAGGAAAGGGUAAUCCUACUGUGGUUGCUAUUAAGAAGCUUAAUAGAUAUGGCAUGCAGGGUCACAAAGAAUUCCUUACAGAAGUUCAAUUCCUUGGUGUUGUUGAUCAUCAAAAACUGGUUAAGCUUUUGGGAUACUGUGCUGUAGAUGGAGAAAGAGGAAUUCAGAGGCUGUUGGUGUAUGAAUACAUGCGAAAUAAGAGUUUAGAACACCAUCUUUUCGGGCGAAAUAUGGCUCCUCUACCUUGGAUAACAAGAUUAAAGAUUAUGUUGGAUGCAGCUGAAGGAUUGGAUUAUCUGCACACAGGAAUGGAAGUUCAGGUGAUAUUUAGAGACUUCAAGUCUUCUAACAUUCUAUUGGACGAGAAUAUGAAUGCCAAGUUAUCUGAUUUCGGGAUGGCUAGAGAAGGUCCGACAGGGGAUAAUACUCAUGUAUCAACAGCUCCAGUGGGAACUUAUGGAUAUGCCGCCCCAGAAUACGUCGAGUCGGGCCAUCUCAAGGAAAAGAGCGACAUUUACACCUUUGGUGUGGUACUUUACGAGAUCUUGACAGGCAGACGGUCAAUAGAGAGAAAUCGUCCACCUGCAGAACAGAAACUAAUAGAAUGGGUGAAGCAAUUCCCGGCUGACAGCAGGAUGUUCAACAUGAUCAUGGACUUGCGCCUUCGAAAUCAGUACCCGUUAAAUACUGCAAGAAAACUAGCCAAGUUAGCAGAUCGAUGUCUGAUGAAAAACGAAAGAGAACGACCCGAUAUGAGCGAGAUAAUCGAGGUGUUGAAGGGAGCUAUACUCGAAUCGGAGGAAAACGCUUCUAGGGUAAACAACCCACAAUCAACUGGAGCUUAAUGAUGUAAAUUACUCCCAAGUAUAUUAGUUAAGAGUUAUAGCGAAUGAAUGAAUGGUUUUGCAGUCUGUUUUUUAUGUUGCAAAUGUUUGGCUUGAGAGCUGAAUAUUUUUUUCGAGAUCUAUUUUUCGUUGUCUGGUUUAACAAGCGAUUUAAAAUGGAAAAUUAAGGUGGGAUUAUAAACA
Messenger RNA from Amaranthus tricolor (Joseph's coat), 2213 nucleotides. RefSeq names its product probable serine/threonine-protein kinase PBL19. The transcript is spliced from 4 exons. The record is from RefSeq and is a predicted model, not a curated record. Bases 852 to 2030 code for a protein of 392 amino acids. Gene Ontology annotation, biological process: protein phosphorylation. Gene Ontology annotation, molecular function: protein kinase activity; ATP binding. Lineage: Eukaryota; Viridiplantae; Streptophyta; Magnoliopsida; Caryophyllales; Amaranthaceae.